AUGAAGAAGUUCAAUAUCAGAAAAGUGCUAAACGGCUUGACUGCUUCGUCUUCCUCUGCAUCUCCACAACCGGGAACUAAUCAAAACGAUGUGAUCCAAGAGACGCUACAAUCGGAGCAUUUUCAGCUCUGCAAGGUGGGCUACGGUUAACUAAGCCGGCGACGGUUGUUUUGCUGGGAAUCAUUGAAGAUAACAGCGCGUGAUUUCUAAAACAUUGACGUUAGCUAGGCAGUUUUCUGUGUGUCAAUAGUAGUUUGUAUUAUUGUUAUUUGUGUCUAUGCUGAUAUUGCAUUGGUGCUGAUCUUGUAGUUAGGGGGUAGACAGCUAGCUACUAGUCUUGCUAGUUGUCAAACCAGCAGAGGAAUGUAUUGGUAAUCAACUGACUGUCUCUCACGGUCCCCAUUUCUGGAAAUGCCAUUGGCUACAGCUUCAUCCCACCGCUGCCAAACUAGCUAGCUAAAUGACGCCAGGCCUUUGACUAUUCGUAUCCACAACAGCCAGCCAUAAAUGAAAACGGAAUAAUCCAGUUUCUCUGGAUUAUAAAUAGAUAACUAGGUCAUCCAGACAUUGUUGUUGGCUAGCUAGCUAGCUAACAAACUACAGCAGCUGCCCAAUGAUCUGACAGAGAGAGAACCUAGCUUGUUGUCAAGUUAGCUACCUUACUAGAAAUAUGUGGCUUUUUUGGUUCUGAGAAAAAGGGACACACUCAGCUAGAUAUGGAUUUAAACUGAGCAUUAAUCGUUGGUAUUUAGACGAUGAAUGCCUCUCAAUGUCAGACAGUUUCCUGGUUAUAUAAAACAUGAGAUGACAUAACAGUACUACAGUACUUCACUAUGUCUGUGAAAGAGUGCAUCUGGAUGUAAUGUAGCAGCUAGCUAAAACAGAUUGUGUUCUUCCUCUCUCCUCCAGACUGUGCGCCAUGGCUUCCCCUACCGGCCCUCCUCCAUGGCCUUUGACCCUGUGCAGAAAAUUCUGGCCAUCGGGACACAGAGUGGAGCU
Messenger RNA from Coregonus sp. 'balchen', 999 nucleotides. Lineage: Eukaryota; Metazoa; Chordata; Actinopteri; Salmoniformes; Salmonidae. The record is from the annotation of a GenBank genome assembly.